This is a messenger RNA of Bathycoccus prasinos, 1677 nucleotides long. RefSeq lists its product with no specific name. The record is from RefSeq and is a predicted model, not a curated record. The transcript has a single exon. Lineage: Eukaryota; Viridiplantae; Chlorophyta; Mamiellophyceae; Mamiellales; Bathycoccaceae. The coding region runs from base 1 to 1677 and encodes 558 amino acids.
AUGUCGCUCUUCGCCGCGUGCUGCUCUGAGAUUCGAUCCGGGAAACAACAACAACAUCAACGCGACGAGGACAUUUUGGACACUUCUAACGGGGAAAAUAUCCGCGUGAUGUUGGAAACCACCACCGUUACAAAAGUCGACGUUCCUCGCGCGCUCUUUGGAAUGAACGCGCAAUUCUUCAGCGGACAGAUCGAUUACGCGCACCCAAAGUUACCGGGAAUAUCCGUGGACGAAUUAGGGUGCUCGGUGAUUCGAUGGCCCGGUGGCACGAACGCGAACGCGUACAAUGUUUUCGAGGAAAAGUUGGACGAUGAGAAGAUGACUGGUGUCGAUGGGAAGGAGAUUGACGUGGAAGAGUGCGCGCAGAAGAGGAAAUAUAAAGCCACGAACGAGAACAUCGCGCGGUCGAAAACUUCGGGGAAGUACAAGGUGAAAGACUUUGGGAUAUUUUACGAGCGAUGCAAAGGGAGAAUGCGCGUCUCGCUCGUGUUGAACGUGUGUACGAGAGACGAGACGCACACGAGAGCGGUGUGCGAACGUUUGAAGCAGGAAAACGUUGACGUGGCGUUUUGCGAAAUCGGGAAUGAGGUGUACUUUCCCGCAUACGCACCGUAUAUUGAUACUGUUGAAGAAUACGCCGAGAGAUGCGAUAAACACUCGAAAAUGGUCAAGUUUUUUUAUCCAAAGUGUAAGAUUGGGGUCGUGGCGAGCAGCGCUUUUUGGUCUAACGAAAGCUUUUUAGACGACGAUAACGCGGUGAAGAACAAUAAAAACAAAGGAGCGGAGGGUGCGGGAAGGAAGGCGACUUGGAAUGCUAAACUUGCAAAGAUAUUAGCGAGAAAGUCAGAGACGUUCUCGUAUGAUGCGGUAAUUAUACACAUGUACGGGAGUCCCGGGCGUCACGGUUCGCAGUUUUUCCCGACUGAACUCGAGUUUUACGCGCAUUCGUUGAGUCACUUGGAGUUGCAAUUCGCGAAAACGAUGCAGAAUUUGGUCGAUACGUUCGGUAACGAUAAGAAAGUCUGGGUUACGGAAUUCGGAGUUGGUGGCUUCGAUAGUCAAGAGAUUCGCAAACAUCCGUUUAAGAAAUCCUACCUGGCGGCGUUGUUGGUGAUGGAAUUUUUAAGACGAUUGAGCGCGUUUGAGUGCGUGGAAAUGGCCAACAUGCAUUCCUUAAAUCAAAUGAUUGAUCUCGAGAAACGGAAAGGGAACGCAAAAUCGGGUGAGUAUCACGACGUUGGGAUUAAACGAACCGUGUUCAGUCACGCGUUGGCUUUCUUUAAAGAUUUGAGCGAAACGUCGUCAUCGGCGUGCGCUUUGAAAAGAAGCGAGCUUUCUAUUAUCGGUGCAUCGAGGAAGACGAUAUCGAGUGGGAAGUAUGCACCUUGUACGCAUAAUCACACGCACGCGACGUUAUUCGAGAGCGAUAAAAGCGAUGUGAUUCUAAUUAUGAACUUGUUUGAUACGGAGCAGAAAAUACGAGACUUGAAAAAGCCUACAUCUACGGAGACAUUUAGCGCAGGGAAGGACGGCGUUCAUGGCGACAGCGCGAAAAUAAUCAAACGCGAUAUUAAAGACGAGGAGAGAGUGAGUAUCGAGCAGAGCUUCGUAGUCGCUCCGUUUAGCGCGGUGAAGUUAUAUUACGCGCCAGGAACGUUUGCAGACCACUCACAAUAA